AUACAGACUGGAAGCAUUCAGCAGAGAUUUUUUUUCUGUUAAAUUGUUGGAUUGAUUGUGUAUUUCUUGGUGCCAGACCUGUAGAAUUUGUGGGGAGCUUAAUAAUUAACCUUUCAUCAAGACAACGAAAAGAUAGUCCUAAAGACGAGGGGUUUAAGGCAAUAACUUAGACAACAUUUUCUGCUUUUAAUUCGCAUUUCUGAUAUCUACAGUUUUUUUUUGUUUUGCCUUCUGAACCCCAGGUCUAAAUUAGCAAAAAGUGUCACAAUGAUACUCCGAGCUUUUCUUGAAGCAGUUUCUGCAGAAGUUUCAUAUUAACGUGAUGUGUGUGUGGAUGGAGGGCGUUAAUGUGGUUCCGAGGAGACUGAGGUCGGAGAGCCGCCGCUACUCUGCGGGCUGGUGGGAGAACGGAACCACCGUGCUGUCCUCCAGGACAGGGGGCGCUGCCGAGACGGAGCUGGCUGCCACCUGGGGAGGGCCGCUCGGAGUUGUGCGAGGGAAGGAGCGGCUCCGUCGUCCUUGGUUGCCGGCGAUCACAUGAGCCAGCCCGUUAUGGGUCCGUUGUUGCCGAGCUAAGUUUAGACUGUGGCGAAAGUAGAAAGAAAAGGACGGAGAGAAAUAAUAGGGACGUGCCUAAUAAAACCGUUGUCACUGUGGCCUCCUGGCCCCAUCACCGAACUGUUCCCACAACCUAUGGGCUCUUUUUCAAGGACUCUUCAUCUCACGCUCUCAAUAUUUAUUGCUUACUAUAUUAUUUCUUUUUUUUGUAUUUGCACAGUUUGUUGUCUUUUGCACAUUGGUCGUAUGUCCGUCCUGUUGGGUGCGGUCUUUCGUUGAUGCUGUUGUGUUUCUUGUAUUUACGGUGAAUGCCCGCAAGAAAAGGAAUCUCAGGGUUGUAUGUGGUGAAUAUAUGUACUUUGAUAAUAAAUUUACUUUGAACAAUGUGAGGAAUAUUUUUGUGCUGGAGAUAGUUCACCCCCCUCCUCCAUCUCUCACCGUCGUUUACCUCCUGCCCCAAAUCUCGCGAGAGACUGCGAGGGCUUGGGUAAAGUUUAAUAUGGCGUCUAAUCUGUUAAAGCUGCACAGGAUUAGAGGAAAAAAUUACAGCGAGGAAUAAAGGCUCUCUCCAGUUUGAGGACAAAUGGGAUCUUAUGCGCCCCAUUGUCCUAAAGCUGUUACGACAGGAAUCUGUAACGAAACAACAGUGGUUUGACUUAUUUUCAGAUGUUCACGCCGUCUGUUUGUGGGAUGAUAAAGGUCCAGCAAAAAUUCAUCAGGCUCUCAAGGAAGAUAUUUUAGAUUUUAUCAAACAAGCUCAAGCUAGGGUGCUGAGUCAUCAGGACGACACUGCUCUAUUGAAAGCCUACAUUGCAGAAUGGCGAAAAUUCUUCACACAAUGUGACAUUUUGCCCAAGCCUUUCUGUCAGUUAGAAAUUACAUUAAUGGGCAAACAGGGCAGUAAUAAGAAAUCCAAUGUAGAAGACAGUAUUGUGAGAAAGCUUAUGCUCGAUACCUGGAAUGAAUCGAUCUUUUCAAAUAUUAAAAAUCGUCUUCAAGACAGUGCAAUGAAGCUAGUACAUGCUGAACGACUAGGAGAAGCCUUUGACUCGCAGCUCGUCAUUGGGGUCAGGGAAAGUUAUGUCAACCUGUGUUCAAAUCCAGAAGACAAGCUUCAAAUUUAUCGUGAUAAUUUUGAAAAAGCAUAUUUAGAUUCAACUGAAAGAUUCUACAGGACACAGGCCCCAUCUUAUUUACAACAGAAUGGUGUACAAAAUUACAUGAAAUAUGCUGAUGCUAAAUUGAAGGAAGAGGAAAAAAGGGCACUUAGGUAUUUAGAAACCAGACGAGAAUGCAACUCUGUUCAGGCUCUUAUGGAGUGUUGUGUUAAUGCUCUGGUGACUUCAUUUAAAGAGACAAUCCUAGCCGAAUGCCCAGGCAUGAUCAAACGUAAUGAGACAGACAAACUACACUUGAUGUUUACAUUGAUGGAUAAAGUUCCAAAUGGGAUUGAACCAAUGUUAAAAGAUUUGGAAGAGCACAUUAUUAGUGCAGGCUUAGCAGAUAUGGUAGCAGCCGCAGAGACGAUAACUACUGAUUCUGAAAAAUAUGUAGAGCAGUUGCUUACAUUGUUUAAUCGAUUUAGUAAGUUAGUAAAAGAGGCAUUUCAGGAUGAUCCUCGCUUUCUUACAGCUAGAGAUAAAGCAUAUAAAGCAGUUGUGAAUGAUGCCACCAUAUUUAAGCUUGAACUGCCGUUGAAACAAAAAGGAGUUGGGUUGAAAACUCAGCCUGAAUCAAAGUGCCCAGAACUACUAGCAAAUUACUGUGAUAUGUUACUAAGAAAAACACCCCUUAGUAAGAAGCUUACUUCAGAAGAAAUUGAAGCAAAAUUAAAAGAAGUGCUCCUUGUGCUGAAAUAUGUGCAAAACAAAGAUGUCUUUAUGCGAUACCAUAAAGCUCACCUAACAAGGCGUUUGAUCCUAGAUAUUUCAGCAGACAGCGAAAUAGAAGAAAAUAUGGUAGAAUGGCUUAGAGAAGUAGGAAUGCCUGCUGACUAUGUGAACAAGUUGGCCAGAAUGUUUCAGGACAUUAAAGUAUCUGAAGACCUCAACCAAGUUUUCAAAGAAAUGCACAAAAACAAUAAGUUGGCCCUUCCAGCUGACUCUGUGAAUAUCAAGAUUUUAAAUGCUGGUGCCUGGUCAAGAAGCUCAGAGAAAGUAUUUGUUUCUCUUCCAACUGAACUUGAAGAUCUUAUCCCUGAGGUGGAGGAAUUUUACAAAAAAAAUCAUAGUGGUAGAAAGCUGCAUUGGCAUCACCUCAUGUCCAAUGGAAUUAUAACUUUCAAAAAUGAGGUUGGUCAGUAUGAUUUAGAGGUAACCACCUUCCAAUUGGCAGUUCUGUUUGCCUGGAACCAAAGACCAAGAGAAAAGAUUAGUUUUGAAAAUCUAAAAUUAGCAACUGAACUACCAGAUGCAGAACUCAGGAGGACGUUAUGGUCUCUUGUAGCUUUUCCAAAAUUGAAACGUCAGGUUUUACUUCAUGAACCUCAAGUCAGCUCACCCAAAGACUUUACUGAAGGCACACUUUUCUCAGUGAACCAGGACUUCUCUUUAAUAAAGAACAGCAAAGUUCAGAAAAGGGGCAAGAUUAAUUUAAUUGGAAGAUUACAACUAACAACAGAAAGAAUGAGAGAAGAAGAAAAUGAAGGAAUAGUUCAACUGAGAAUAUUACGAACGCAGGAAGCAAUCAUACAAAUCAUGAAGAUGCGGAAAAAAAUCACAAAUGCUCAGCUCCAGACUGAACUUGUAGAAAUAUUGAAAAAUAUGUUUUUGCCACAGAAAAAAAUGAUCAAGGAGCAAAUUGAAUGGCUGAUAGAGCACAAAUAUAUUAGAAGGGAUGAGUCGGACAUAAACACUUUCAUUUAUAUGGCAUAAAUGACUGUGAAAGAGAACUAUGCCAGAAACUUGAAUGAGUCCUUUGUUUUUGCAGACUUUGAAAGAGGUAGCUGAAGAGUGAUUACAGCUCAAAAAUUUAUUAUUAAGUUCCUGCCUUACUGUACCACAGAUGAACAAUAUUUACCAGUUUCAUCCACUUAGCAUUUACCUGCCUUUGUGUAGUUCACUUUUGACAGCAUGCUGUUUUGUGGGAGUACUGAAUUCGUUGGAGCUUGCUAUGCUUUCUUGGUAACUUUGGCCCUAUUUUCACUUGUUCUGUAUAAGAGUUAAAUAUAGUUUUUUUUCCAGAAAACACUUAAACCAGUGAAUAUAGGACUUUAAAUAUACAUGCACUGGGAAAAUACUUGAGUCAUUUUGUAUUACAAAGAAAAAUUGUGUUAGGAGCAACAGCUUCACUUUUCUGACAAUACUAGGUGGUGUCAUUUAAUACAGACUGACCUGAAAAUAUUUUUUUUAAAUCCUGUUGCACACUUGAAAUGUUUAAUAUUGCUCUGGCUAUAGUGGUUCACAAAUGAGGUUAGCUGAUACAUUAAUGUUAGAAGGAUUUGUCCACUUUGAAUAAUUAUUUAGCUGUUUGCAACCUGAAUUCUAAGGUUGCCUCUCACUCUAGUGGGUCAAAGUCUGCCACAGUGUACCUUUAGAAAAGAUUUGAUCAUGUCUGGUAUAGAGGAGUGGGAUGGAUGUAAAACUGUAACUGGAAAUGUUCCUAAAGGUCUAUUAGACAAAGGAAUAAUCCAUUGCAGCAGCAAGCCAUAAAAAUCCAGGUUUUUUCCCACUGUUCUUGCAACUACAUUUUCUUGAUGGAUACCAGUUACUGCACUUGGCCUGGGAUCAUUCAUUGUUCUGAAAUAGCCAAAUUAACCAUUUGAAUGUUUUUCUUCCCCCAAUGCACGUGGUUAAAAAUAUAAUUUUAAAAUAUUGUUUUCUGGACUGGGUGCAAGAAAAUGAGCCAGCGUUGCUGUUAAUUGUACAAAACCAUGGAUGUGGCCAGGAUUCAGCUGCAUAGCCUGCACGUAUAUGAAGAUUUCUAUACAAGUGAAAAACUAUGCUGCCAGCUCUAGUGGAUUUGUAUCUCAUGAAGAGUCUAUGAGUUUGAGAGAGAGAGAGACGAAAUGCAAUUUGGAGUUGAACAAGCUUUAUUUUAUUUUACCUUCUGCAUUCAGUUCUGCUUAUUUGCAAUGUCUGUAGCCUACCUCUACCCCUGUUUUCUUUCCUCAAAAUCAACUCAGGAUUAAAAAUUUGAAGGAACCUGAAGAAGGUUUAUGGGCAGGGGAGAGGAAUGCUAUUGGGAGAAAUUGGAACAGAAUAAAUGUACAUCUUUUGUGACAGAUGGCUGUUGAACAUAACUGUGACUGAGAUGUGUUGGGAGUCCAAAGUGGAGGAAACCUUUGAUCAGUUUGCUUGUAGUGAUGAUCCAGCACUAAAUUGUCAUGAUAUUCCAGAAAAAUUUGUAUGCUUAUUUAAAAAAAAAUUAGUAUAUUGGCCAACAUCCCAAAAUGUGUGCAUACAUCGCUCUUAACUUUUUCUUAAAUCUUCAGUGCCCCACAAAUUGUUUAUUAUAUUACUUUGUUAUGGCAGCAGUUAUUUAGAACAUAGAACAGUACAGCACAAUACAUGCCCUUUGGCUCACCAUGUUAUGCUGACCCUUUAACCUACUCUAAAUUCAAUGUAACCCUUCCUUCCCACAUAGCCGUCCGUUUCUCUUUAUUGCUAAUUUAAAAUUUUAUUUAAUUGGAAAGCAUUUUAAUUAUCUUAGAAGAUUCGAUAUCCAGAUGGCAUUUUUACCUGACCUGUCUUUCCAGGAAUUGUUUUGCUCAAUGUGGUGCUGUGGGAAGAGCCAAAGUGGAUUGUUUUGUGAUGUUUGCUGCUGAGUUAAUUGAUGAGCAAUGUUGUCUGGAAUGUUCUUGAACAGAUAAACAGUCCAAAUUCAGAAGUUUCAUGCAGAUUGAGGGUGUGGGAGGAGAGUUUGAUUGUACAGUCACAGAAGGGUUUGUUGCAUUAAUAUGGUUAAAGGGUACAUUGGGUUUAUGUUUGAAUGGUUUGGAAGUGCAAACAAUUUAAACUUGACUGAGGGUGAUUCAUAACUUCAAUGAUUUUGUUGUGCAUGUGCUAGAUUCUCCAUGGUCAGCUGUGACUUUUGACAAAGUAUGUGCACUUUCAGCAUUUUUAAAUGUAGGUCAACCAGUGAGAAUGCAAAUCCAUAAUGUCACAUUUUGAAUAACAUAAACUGUGUCACUAGACAAUGAUGCAAAUUUAUAUGUAUUAUAGUAAUUGACUGUCUUCUGAUGUUUUGGGUGAAUUAAUCUAUUUAUACAGUAGACUAUUGUUGGAUUGUUUUAAGUUGGUUGAUAUUAGCCAGAGCAUUAAUGAGCCUCAAAUACCCUGUACUGAAGGGAAAAUAAACCAGGAAUCCUGCUUAUUGAUCCUGGCCACUUCUGUUGGGAAUGUGCAUAAUUUGGAUGACUGGUGAUAAAGACAAAAGUAGACUUAGCACCAACUAGAUUUGAGUGGCUUGUCUCAUUCUUGUCAGAAUUCAAAAAUUGAUAUUGAGCACUUAGGUGAGGCAACUAAUAUCCAUGGAUUCAUACUGCAACAAGAAUUUGACCAUUUUGAAGAGAACGUAUAAAGAUGCAAGAAGUAAACUAUUAUUUGACUCUCUAGUUACUGCAGUUUGUGAAGGGCACUGAUUAUACACAUGGCAUCUAUGCUUCCAAAUUUUUUUAGAGUGGUAAAAUUAGAUUGCCUUAUUUUCAGGUUAGAUUUAUUUUAAGAAACACCUUAGCAUUCUCACCUUUUAAAAGGGUGCAUUAUUACAUGAAAAAAUGAAAUCUCUGUAGAUUUAAUAACUACAGUGGGAUCAUGGAUUCUCAUUUUGAGUUGUAUCCAAUAUUUUGAGUGUACUGAGCACUCAAACUGCACACCUGGGAAAUUAUGCAUAGGUCAAGAGAGGGAUAUCAAAGUAUGAAGAUUUUUUUUGUUGGUCCCAGUAUUUGUAUGGUAAUGUUGCUGGAUGCAUACUCUUAUUUUACAUGUAAAGGUCUGAUUCUUCAAUGCUGCCCCAGUACCAAAUGUGGCUAAAUUAGUGUCCAAGUUUGCAUCUAAUCAAAAGGAUCUGGGAGCAGGAACUGAAUAAAUAUUUUAAUAAUAAUAAUAAUCUUGGUUGUGUGACCAGAUUAUUUUGAUUUUAAUGCAGAGUAAAUUGGCAUACACAAAUAAAUUGCAUGCCCUGAAAAUCCCUGAAGUGGCAUGUAGAUGUGAACUCACUUCAUUAAACAAAGAUGUGUUAUGGAUAUUGUUGCUACACUGCCUGGUAGAAAAAGAGCAUUGGAAUAUUAGAAUUUUAUUCAAGUGGAAUAAAAAAUCAAUUUAAAAACAUUGAAUUAGUCAACAAUUUAAAAUUGUGACUUAAUAGAAUUUGUCUUAUUGAAAUUUGCAAUUUAUUGGUAAUGGAUAUUAAAGUUACAUAUUGAAGUCUUCCAUUUCUGUCCAUAGAAUCUUUAAUUUUUGUGCUUUUAGGAAUCCUAAAUCUGCGCUCAAAUCUGCUUUCACUCUCAGAAGUGAUGUGAAAUGGUGUAUUUUGACAUUUUCCCCAUAAAAUAAAAUUCAAGACACGAUGAUUGUAACUUGUAUAAUUUAACAAUUAGUAACAGUAUACAAGUUAUUUAAUAACUAGUUAAAAUGUCAAGUCCUUUGUAGCAACCUCAAAGCCAUCUUUUUAAAUGGUACAAAAACUACAGUGAAAACUUACUGUAGAAUUGAGUUUUAUUGUUAAGUUGAAAAUUAGGUUUCUUUAUACAUUUGAGCAAGUUUAUUGUGCACACAAUAAUUGAUAUUGAAUUUGCAUGGAUGAUUUUUCAUGUAGGAUUGUUUUGAGGUCAUCAAUAAAUUGUAUACAUUUGUACCCUGGUUAUACAUAAGCUGUUUCAUAUUUUACAUAUCAUUGCAAGAUGCUGAAGACUUGGAAGCCUUUCUGUAAUAUACACUAAAGCCUGGAGUGUUGUGCAAAGUUAAAUUGAUAGGUUUGAUUAUCUACAAUUAAUAUUUGCAAGUUAAAUGUGUGCCACUACAUACCAAGGUUAUGAUGCUGUACAAUUCUGAAUGGUAGCAGUUUCUACAUAGCAGCCUGAUCAAACUAUUUUGAUGUACUACAUUAUUUUUUGAAUUUUUAUUUUUUAAGUUGCAUAAUUUAUUUUCCAGCAAAAUAAAAGUGCAAUAUAAAGCC
Messenger RNA from Hypanus sabinus (Atlantic stingray), 7674 nucleotides. Its product is annotated as cullin-5. Gene Ontology annotation, molecular function: ubiquitin protein ligase binding. NCBI's taxonomy places the organism in Eukaryota, Metazoa, Chordata, Chondrichthyes, Myliobatiformes, Dasyatidae. The record is from RefSeq and is a predicted model, not a curated record. Bases 1152 to 3431 code for a protein of 759 amino acids. The transcript is spliced from 20 exons. Gene Ontology annotation, cellular component: SCF ubiquitin ligase complex; Cul5-RING ubiquitin ligase complex. Gene Ontology annotation, biological process: SCF-dependent proteasomal ubiquitin-dependent protein catabolic process; protein ubiquitination.